CGGUCUUCUUCACUUCACAACCCAACGGUUUUUGCUCAUUUCUCCACUUCCGGCGAGCCAAAUCCAAAACCAAGCUCAGAACCAUUCUUGCCUCAACAAAAGAGGCCUUCGCUGAGAAUUUGGGAAGAUUUGGGCCAUCUUUUUUCCACCCGAAGUCGCCGCCGGCAAGCCUCCGAUGAGAGUCCGACGAGCUUCCGACGAAGCUCCAGUGACCUUCUCUGGUCUGUUUUCGGCCAAUUUUCACCUUCCUCACCCUCACCUCACUUCCUCCUACGUCCUACUUGAGUCUCCAGGUUGGUUUUAAGCUCUACCUUAUUUAUUUUGGGAAAAUCAGAUUAGGUAGUGAAGUGAGGGGAAUUUUAGUAAAUUGAUUGUUGAACUUCGAAUUAGGGCGAGGAAUUAGGUGAAUUAGGGUGAUUGAAUGAUGUUGCUUGAACUUAUGGGAGCCUUGGUGGGCAUGUUUUAAUUCGAAUUGCUUCUAUUUGUGAAAUUUGCCCACCAAGUGCUAAUUGUUGAAUGAUGAGAAAUGUUUUGCUUGAGUGAUGGUUGGUAGCCACCGUGGCAUGGUUCAGGUUUGAAUUUUUGUGUGAGAUAAUCUGUGACCACCUAGAACCAUGAAUCAAUGUGCUUAUGCUUAAUUGCUUUGAUUAGCAUGGAUCCACACUGGAAAUAUAAGUGUGGGGGGAAUUCUUUUUCCUCCUAAUGAGCUGAGAUUGACAAUUAUUUCCACGUAUGGGACAUGUUUGUCAAUUUUAUAGGAAAGUCAGCAUGAACCACCUGUACCUUGUGGCACUAAGAGGAAACCCCAAAACAGAGAGGAAGAUGCGAUUUUGGCCGAGCAAUAACUCCGGAUAACACUGGAAACUCGACUUCAAUCAAUUCGAUAGCCUUCACUGUGGAGAUAUCAUGAGGGAGGCAAUGGUGCACCCAUAAUGGCUUCGACUCCUUGAAAUGGAGGAUAACAUUUUUGAGGAGUUGUGUGUCGAGUUCUUUAGUACCUUCACCAUCCUCAAAAAAAUAGCAUGCUAGGCGCUCGGCUGCGCAGGGUGAAAUUCCACUAGGGUGGAGAGUUGCACAAAAUGUCUUUUGACGAGUUUGGCCGAUCAUUGGGAGUUUACGACAGGAGUGAGGACGAGUGGCAAGAGGACGCCAUCAGAGUUUGAGACCAGAAUGCAACAUAUCGAAGGUAUUGCCUCCCGAAGCACGGACAAACACCAUUUCGAUCGACACUCACAUUGGCAUCCACACUCAAGCCACAGUGGCACAUAUGAGGGGCACUCCACGGGGUUCGAAGAGAGCCCUUUGCGUUCCAUCCGGUUUCUGGGAUCAUUUGGACCAUUCUGGUUCAUUGAGGGAUUACCUUUACCACUAGAGGUCCCACCUCUAGAGCAGCCACUUGCUCGAGCUCCCGGCCGCCGCCGGGGUCCCGUGCUCCAGCGCCCAGCACCACCACCACCACCACCAGCACCACCCACUAGUGAUCCCCUCGUCCAAAGGAUAUAUCGCCUCGAGACCCACGUCGUGGGAUUGACUUCCUGACUCGACCAACAGACCAACCUACUUGAGCAGAUGGCUCGUCGCCAGGUCCUCUUCCAAGAUGAGGAUGAAGGACUUCGAAUUGAGAGAGGUAGCUGACGAAGGAGAUAUGUGGCAGAGCCGAUUCCUUUCACCACACUACUCUACUUGGAACUCUGAACUCUUUUGUUUUAUUUUUCUUUCUUUUAUUUUGUAUGUGAUCAUAAACUACUACUAUCGUAUUGUGAUAUGCAAUAACCUCGCCCCGAGCGAGUCGUAUUGUGUUUGUGUAAGUGUGUUUUUUGUCUUCUCCUUGAAGCUUCAAUCUCCUACCCCAGAACCAAUUCCAACUUUCACUCACCUAGCAAAGUGGUAACAUCGUUCUACCCCUAUCUUACGCCAUUGAGGGCAAUGUCGAACUUAAGUGUGUGUGUGUGUGUGUGGUUGGGGGGGGGGGGGUAGUUUAUUCUUAUGCUUGUGUGAGUGUGAUUGAUGUUGCUGGGAGCCUUGAUGUAUCCCCAAAUUUGAAAAAUUUUGAGUGCUGCAAGCAAUGUUUGCAUGAUCAAAGUGGCUGGUUUGUAGGAGAAUCUCGUGUUUAUUGGCAUUGACCUUGAAUUGUUGCAUGUGAUCGAGUGUGUCCUAUGAUGAUGACUGAGAGGUGCAUUAGGAUAGUGCAAAAUUUUAGUUCUCAUGUGUGCAAAAAUGAAUGGAUUUCUUGACUCGAUUACUUGUUGAUUACAAUUGCCAUGCAUUUUGUUUUGUGAAGUGGAAUGAAUGAUUGGGUGACUAAGGUAGCCAUGUGAGUUUUGAGCAAUCAUUUUCUUCUUGUGUGCUUAGAUCCCUCUUACCAUGGCGAGUAACAUCACAUUAGGAGCUUUUUGCUUGCGAGCUUAAUGGUGUUUGAUAGAACAACCCCCAUCCUUUCUUCGUGUCUAUAGGUGUGUCGUCCUUGUGUCCCGAAGCUCUCGCUUUUGAGUUCCAUUGAGGUUCUACAUAGGAGGAUGGUGUGCGGUUCUUUCUUGGAAUGAAAGAGCAAAGAGUAGAGUUGGAGUUAGUUCUUAAAGGAGAGCAUUGGUUGAUAAAAGUAGUGUGGCAAGUGUUUAGCUCUCUAGUACCCCCCUCAAAAAGAAAAUAAAAAGAAAUAAAAGGAAAGUAGAAAGAGUAAAAAAAGAUAAACGAAAAGAGGUAAUAAAAUGGGGUCAAUAAAAUAGAGAGUGCCACAUAAAAUUCGAAGAGUAUGCUCUAAUUGGGGUUUCUUGGCAUUCAAGCCAUUCAAACACCCCCAUCAUUGUUUUAGAGAUCCUUCACUACCAAUUCGAAAUGUGAUAGCAAGAGUAGAUCAAGGAAGAGCGCUUAAAGGUAGUUCAUGAUGGGUGAGAGGUUGGAAGGGAGAAGCAAGGUUUUUGGCCGAUGCUAGUGGCCAUUGUUCGUAGGGAAGGUUCUUAGUCGAAACUAUAGAUCCUCCGGGUUUAGGGUGAAGAUGUAGGACCUCAUGAUAUGCUUGACACCACCCAAAUAGCAUUUUCCCCAUAUCCAGGACAAUUGCCAGUCAUUUGAACACGUGUCUAAGACCUCCGUACAAGUUGGCGAUGACAACCGUCCCGUGAACUUUAACAUUUAGAGGUUGCCGCCAUGGUGAAGAGAGGAUAGGGCCGACUGUUGAUGAUUGUGCACAUUCUUUGCACCUAAAAUGUCUCGACCCCACUGGUCAAAAGAGUGAGUGAUUUGACACGCUAAAACACAAUACCAAACUGCGACCAAGUGUAUUCGCAGUCCGAAAAUGAAGAAUAGUGGCAAGUUCUAUUUAUCAACCCGGGGUCUAGAUCUACUGCCUACUCCGUGAUUAUCUAUUAUCUAGCAAACUAAGUCGAGUGAUUGUGAUUUUAACUAAAAGCAGUAAGAAAGCAGGAAAUGGUUC
Linum trigynum is the source of this 3433-nucleotide messenger RNA. Lineage: Eukaryota; Viridiplantae; Streptophyta; Magnoliopsida; Malpighiales; Linaceae. The record is from the annotation of a GenBank genome assembly.